Messenger RNA from Peromyscus eremicus (cactus mouse), 1252 nucleotides. RefSeq names its product Y-box-binding protein 1-like. Gene Ontology annotation, cellular component: nucleus. Gene Ontology annotation, biological process: regulation of gene expression. Lineage: Eukaryota; Metazoa; Chordata; Mammalia; Rodentia; Cricetidae. The coding region runs from base 125 to 1090 and encodes 321 amino acids. The record is from RefSeq and is a predicted model, not a curated record. Gene Ontology annotation, molecular function: nucleic acid binding. The transcript has a single exon.
CGGGAGCGGAGAGCGGACCCCAGAGAGCCCUGAGAGCCCCACCGCUGCCGCCGGCCUAGUCACCAUCAAACCCCGGGAGGAGCCGCAGCCGUCGCCUCCGGCCCCAGUCACCACCACCGCAACCAUGAGCAGCAAGGCCGAGACCCAGCAGCCGCCCGCCGCCCCCGCCGCCGCCCUCAGCGCCGCGGACACCAAGCCCGGCUCCACGGGCAGCGGCACGGGGAGUGGCGGCCCGGGCGGCCUCACAUCGGCGGCGCCCGCCGGCGGGGACAAGAAGGUCAUCGCAACGAAGGUUUUGGGAACAGUAAAAUGGUUCAAUGUAAGGAACGGAUACGGUUUCAUCAACAGGAAUGACACCAAGGAAGACGUAUUUGUACACCAGACUGCCAUAGAGAAGAAUAACCCCAGGAAGCACCUUCGCAGUGUAGGAGAUGGAGAGACUGUGGAGUUUGAUGUUGUUGAAGGAGAAAAGGGUGCGGAGGCAGCAAAUGUUACAGGCCCUGGUGGAGUUCCAGUUCAAGGCAGGAAAUACGCAGCAGACCGUAACCAUUAUAGACGCUAUCCACGUCAUAGGGGUCCUCCACGCAAUUACCAGCAAAAUUACCAGAACAGUGAGAGUGGGGAAAAGAACGAGGGAUCGGAAAGCGCUCCUGAAGGCCAAGCCCAACAACGCCGGCCCUAUCGCAGGCGAAGGUUCCCACCUUACUACUUGAGGAGACCCUAUGGGCGUCGACCACAGUACUCCAGCCCUCCUGUGCAAGAAGUGAUGGAGGGUGCUGACAACCAAGGUGCAGGAGAGCAAGGUAGACCAGUGAGACAGAAUAUGUAUCGGGGUUACAGACCACGAUUCCGCAGGGGCCCUCCUCGCCAAAGACAGCCUAGAGAGGAUGGCAAUGAAGAGGACAAGGAAAAUCAAGGAGACGAGACCCAAGGUCAGCAGCCACCUCAGCGUCGGUACCGCCGCAACUUCAAUUACCGACGCAGACGCCCAGAGCACCCUAAACCACAAGAUGGCAAAGAGACAAAAGCAGCCGAUCCACCAGCUGAGAAUUCGUCUGCUCCCGAGGCUGAGCAGGGCGGGGCUGAGUAAAUGCCGGCUUACCAUCUCUACCAUCAUCCGGUUUGGUCAUCCAACAAGAAGAAAUGAUAUGAAAUUCCAGCAAUAAGAAAUGAACAAAAAUUGGAGCUGAAGACCUUAAGUGCUUGCUUUUUGCCCGUUGACCAGAUACAUUAGAACUAUCUGCAUUAUCUA